UUUUCAGAUUUUCUCCUCUUGUGAGAGCAUGAUGGAGUUCGUGGUGCAGGUGGAGAGGCGUCGGAGUAGGGGGAGAAAAGGGAUGGGGGUGUGAAAGGGAUAGCUAGCGCGUGCGGUGGACAGACUGCAAGGAUUGGGCUGCGUGCCUGGGGGCCCCGGGGUGGGCUUCUGCGCGCGCCCCCGCAGGCGUGGCAGCGGUGCGGGCCGGGGCGCUGUGCGUGCGCGGAGCAGACAGGUAGCGGUUUGCUGUUCUCUGUGCGUGCGCCGGGCUCGGACGUGAACCCGGGUGAGCAGUUGUGCGCUGUUUUGGGUCAGUGACAAAUGCGCACACUUCCUGCCUGGUGGAGUAGAAGGCAAAGCUCGGCAAGGAGGGCAGAAUGGAACAGCAGAGGUGGCUCCUGUUAUUAUUUCUGGGGGUCCAACUGCUGCUUAUGGGCGCGUUCCUCUACCAAAACCCCCACUGCCACGGCUUCAUCUCGUUCUUGCGCUUCCUAAUACAAGACAGGCCAGAGGUGAGAGAAGAGCUGCCGUUUUUGGUUCAGGUGUCUUCUCCAGGAAUCCGUUACUGGGAUGUGUACUCCAACCUCAGCCAGAUCCACCCUGUGGACAUCAGUGAGGAGGAUCUGCCCAACUGUCCCAUCGUCUCACCCUACAUCAAUGGCCCCUUGAAGGUAAUGAUCCCGGAAAACCUGACGAUGGAGCAGGUGGUGGAAAAGAACCCACUGGUGGAGCUGGGAGGCCAGUACCAGCCACCUGACUGCUGGACACAGCACCACACGGCGGUAGUGGUGCCCUACUAUGGGCAAGCCCAGCACCUGCGGGACCUGCUCUUCCACCUGCACCCCUUCCUGCAGCGCCAGCAACUGCACUAUGCCAUCUACGUGGUGAACCAGGUGAACAACACUGCCUUCAACCAAGGCAAGCUACGCAAUGUGGGGUUCUGGGAGGCCAUGCAGGAGGAGGACUGGGACUGUAUCUUCUUCCACGAUGUGAACCUACUCCCAGAGGAUGACCGUAACCUCUACAUCUGUGACAUCUUCCCUGCCCAUGUGUCCGUGGCCAUUGACAAGUUCAACUACAAGCUGCCCUACGGAGGCUACCUUGGAGGGGUGUUUGCUCUGCGCCCCAUUCACUACCUGAGGAUAAAUGGCUUCCCUAACACAUACUGGGGCUGGGAGCGUGAGGAUGAUGAUAUCGCUGCCAGGCUGAAACUAAGUGGGAUGCUCCUCUUACGGCCCCAUCUGCUCUUUGGCCGCUACCACAUGCUGGAGGAGGGUCAGGACCCCAGCCACAAGCAGAGGCCCCAGAGUCCUGGCCUUCUGGCCCGGAUCCACCGCAAGUGGCGACAUGAUGGCUUCAACUCAUUGGGCUACAGGCUCCUUUCCAAGGAGCUGCAGCCCCUCUACACCAACCUCACUGUGGACCUCAACUUCCCAGCCCCAUGAGCCCCCUGCCAGGGUGAGGUAUCUGGAGGCCCAAAUGGAAUCCCUGGGACUAGGACUGUGGGGCAGCCCUCCCAACCAUCUCACCUGGUUUCUUAUUAAAGAAGAAUUUAUUUUACUUGCUUCUCUCUGCCACUGCCACUUCCCACCCUCUCAUUUCCAUUCAUUCGUUCCCACAGAGUCCCACUCAAAUUCACCAAGCAGUGGUUCUCUCCUCCCAGUUCCAAGGGCUUCACGCACACUCACCCAUUUACUUAUCAUGCAAACUCAUGAGGUAGGCACUAUUAUAAUCUUCCUUAUGAAAACCAGGACAGAGGAGUUAAAUAACUUGUCCAAGUGAUGUAGAAUCAAAUAUAGGAACCUGGCUCCUGGGCCCAUGCACUUAAAGAUUAUGCUAUUCUGCUUCUUUCUUAUAGCAAAAAAACAGUAGGGAAAAGAAUGAAUAAUAAAAAAUGUGAGGAUGGUUGAACAAAUUACAGCAUGUCCACACAACAGAAUACCACGCAGCCGCUGAACAGAUGUAGAGUGAAAAUAACAAGAUGCACACAUGUGUAUGAUCUGAUCUGACAUUUAUAAAACAAAGAGGAAAGAGUUCGUAUAUAGGUAUGUGAUUAUGAGCAUGUUAGGGUGUGUGGAUAACAAGUUUUGGCAAACUUCUGUAAAGAGCCAGAUAGUAAAUGUUUUUGGGUUGCAGGCCAUACGGUCUUUGCUACACUUAGUCAAUUCUGCCAUGGAGCCACAAAAGCAGCCACAGACAAUACAGAAACAAAUGAAUAUGGCUGUGUCAAAUAAAACUUUAUUUAAAAAAACACGUGGCCAGCCAGAUUUGGUUGAUGGCCAGUUUGCUGACUUGUGGUGUAUAUGAUUAGGAGCCUAUACAAAAAUAGGAAAGAGUCCAUACUAAAAGGUUGACACCAGUUAUUUAUGGAGAGGCUCACCAGAGGUGGUGAAGCUGGAAGAAAAGGGGAGCAUACAGCUGAGCUACUCAUGAAAGAAACUUAAAAACUCCACCAUGAGAACAGUAUACAAUAUAGAAUCACAUUUAUGUAUUUACCCAAAAAAA
Molecule: messenger RNA, 2505 nt
Organism: Equus caballus (horse)
Lineage: Eukaryota; Metazoa; Chordata; Mammalia; Perissodactyla; Equidae
Product: beta-1,4-galactosyltransferase 3
Biological process (GO): carbohydrate metabolic process
Cellular component (GO): Golgi apparatus
Molecular function (GO): galactosyltransferase activity
Source: RefSeq, a predicted model, not a curated record